UUGAGACACGAGCGAGCUCAAUAAACAAUGCUAAGGAGGCCUUGAACCAAACAAAAGUUAUCCACGCAAAUAGAAUAUUUUAUGACGGUUAUUAUUAUACUACAAUCGAAAAAAGACUGUGAUGGGGGCUCUUAAAGAGGCGGACCCCAACUCUGAGUUCUUAAGAUGAGACGUCAGUUCUUCGGUUGAGACAUUCGCGCUGUGCCAAUAGUAUCACAAGACUGGCUGAACAUCAAACUGAAGCAUCCAUACGUUUAUCAACGUUAUCUCUAUUGUUUUGUUUAGACCGAGGAUGGCUGACACCGCGGACCGGCUCAGCAGCGCAUCUGCUAGAGGAGAACUCGCAGUUGUGGUGUUCUUAUUACAAAACGGAGCAAAUGCUAAUGCAGUGAAUGCUUUCGGCAGGACAGCAUUGCAGGUGACGAAGCUUGGAAACCCCGGCAUCGCAGAGGCGCUGCUAAAGGCCAGCGCAGAUCCCAACGCGCGAGACACUAUAAAGGGUCUCACAGUCACACACGACGCCGCGAGGGAAGGUCACGCGGACACACUGAGAAUUCUGACUGACUAUGGCGCAGACGUCAACCUGCUUGAUCACGACGGUAACCUGCCGUUACACCUGGCCGCUCGAGAAGGCCAUUUGGAUGCUGUGAAGCAUCUUAUUGAGCGCACGACGGACGUCUCUCGGCGCAACCUCCAAGGCCAUUCAGCCUAUGACUUGGCCGCCAUGAACCACAGAGAUUUCACGGCACAGUACAUAAAGGAGUACAUGGACCUAGGACUUUAAACGUUUUUAUUCGUUUGCUCUUAUAUUGAUUAUCCCAGUGAAUAUAAAAAUAGCGUAAAUGUAGCCUAUAAUUUUGAGCCAACGCUCACAGAGCAGCAGACGAGAAAAGGGAGGAAUAGCAAAUGAAUGUAAAGCCUGAACAGAUAAUAUAUAGGCCUACCUCAAUAUGGUAGAUUUAUUAAUACACACUUUAUACUAGCCUCUAAAAUUGAAUCAGAGACGGGGUAGUUUACACUUCCUUUUUAAAUUAUUAAGGCCUGAAUGAAGGCCUCAUCUUGCUUGACUACAAUUAUCUCAAAUGUUGGAAUGACAUUUGAUAGGCCACACGAUGAACAUGUUAACAUCAUUUUAAGACAUUUGAACAAUUUGGCACACACUCCUAUAUACGCGUAUACUCGAGCUCUAUUUAUUUGCCAUACCUGACAGCUGUUCGUUUUCUUUUAUACUGCACCGAUGUGGAGAUGCACUUUCUACACGAGAAACAUUUAUUAACGAGUUGCGUAAUGCAUUUUUUUCUGUUCACAUUUUUACCAAAGGUAGUAACGUAUAUUUCUAACUGCGUUCAUCAGUGGUGUAGCUACUAGCAUGCUUGACCUUUACAAAUAGCGUACACACAAACAUUUCAUACUAACUGACGCUUUUUGAAUUCAGGCUAUUGAUGACCGUAUUGUCUAUAUGCACUCGUUGUGAAUAAAUACAUUAAUGAUGAAUAUGCAAUACAGCAGCCA
Molecule: messenger RNA, 1512 nt
Organism: Osmerus eperlanus (European smelt)
Lineage: Eukaryota; Metazoa; Chordata; Actinopteri; Osmeriformes; Osmeridae
Gene: cdkn2c
Product: cyclin-dependent kinase inhibitor 2C (p18, inhibits CDK4)
Exons: 2
Coding region: 293-784 (163 amino acids)
Biological process (GO): regulation of cyclin-dependent protein serine/threonine kinase activity; regulation of G1/S transition of mitotic cell cycle; negative regulation of cell population proliferation
Cellular component (GO): cytoplasm; nucleus
Molecular function (GO): protein kinase binding; cyclin-dependent protein serine/threonine kinase inhibitor activity
Source: RefSeq, a predicted model, not a curated record